UUUUGCGUGUCGCCGACCGCCCCUUGCGAACCCGCGACCCCUGACUCCACACCAUGAGCAACGAAGACACCAUUAUGAGCAACGCGCCGCUGACGCCACGCGACGAGCCCGACCUCACAUCGCCCAUAGUCGACUUCUCGCCGUCGACGGUGCGCUACGACGAGGGCUUUGAAAACAGUCUCAUGGAGCUGAUUCUCAAUCCGCCAGCGGCAGCCUCGCCGCGCAAGCCCUCGCAGGAGAUUCCUACCAUUUCGGCUGCGCAACUACCCAUAGCAUUGUCGUCGCAUCUGCGCACCCACAGCUCGCCGAUCCCGGGCCUCUAUCUCACGCACAAGAACGGAUACUACACUGGUGGGCCGGGCCCCUCGCCGCAUUCCGUUCAGGAGUUUGCCGAUCGCUUCAUCCGCGAGCAUGGCAUUGAGGAUGCGGGGCAGCUUGAGAGAGUGGUGGAAGACGUCGUUAGGAGCAAGCUGCAGGAGGUCAGGGAGCGCAUGGAGAGGAGAAGGGAAAUCGUCGAGAAGAACAAGGCCGUCGAGAGGGAGCUCGAGGAUCUCAGGUUGCAGCGCAGUGCUGAGCUGAGGGUUAUGGAGCGGGUAAAGGGUAAACGGCGAUGAAUGGUGGUGGUUGGCUAGGCGCAAGAAAGACAAUACGAGGGCGUUUGGAAAUCGACUUUGGCAUAGUCAUGGGAGGGGAAAGGGGGGUUGGUGUGGCGGGGCUGGGCUCAGUUUUUGAACGGUGAGGAAAUUAUGAUACCCGACAUUGCGAUGUCACGACUGGUGGGGACGCAGACUCCAUCCUUUUUUGCUUCACGGGCGCAGCAGGGCUGUGUCUGUAUGUUCCAUGUGCUCUGAAUUGCGGCAUAUGCACUAGAAGUGGAACAAUAACAACAAGUCUGUGUUGUAUAUAUAAGAUCAGCGACGACAGGGAGGCUCUCUCGUGUGCCAAAUCUCACACACAUGGACAUUU
Molecule: messenger RNA, 966 nt
Organism: Exserohilum turcica Et28A
Lineage: Eukaryota; Fungi; Ascomycota; Dothideomycetes; Pleosporales; Pleosporaceae
Exons: 1
Coding region: 54-614 (186 amino acids)
Source: RefSeq, a predicted model, not a curated record